Messenger RNA from Dichomitus squalens LYAD-421 SS1, 612 nucleotides. RefSeq lists its product as uncharacterized. The transcript has 3 exons. The record is from RefSeq and is a predicted model, not a curated record. NCBI's taxonomy places the organism in Eukaryota, Fungi, Basidiomycota, Agaricomycetes, Polyporales, Polyporaceae. The coding region runs from base 1 to 612 and encodes 203 amino acids.
AUGUCCAACACCAGAUCUGACAACACGAACCGGACGACGGGGGAUGACACACACGCGCACGGAGCGAAGACACAGAAACUCAAAGGUGCGACGGAACUUGUUCACGGUCUCGGAGAGUCUAUCCGGGGUCGUUUCAUGGAAGCCGUGGACGGCUCGCAGGGCAGCAGGCACGCCCCGAUAUCGCAGCAAGGUCGGCAGGAAGUCGAGCGCGGGAUGGCGAAGCUCACCGGAGGACCCGGAGCCGCCUCCGUGACGUCCAGCACGGGCACUCGCAACCCAAACCCCGCAGGCGACAGCGACGGCGUCUCGACGAACACGGAGUCCUCGUCCGGGUUCGGCGCAAGGCAGCGCGCAAAUGGGGGCAACGCCCUUGGGCCCUCGAGUGGCUUGACGACGGGGUUCGGCAACGCUGGACCUGAAGCAGCCGUUGCGCAGGCCCCGUACGGAGGCCAGGAAUCGGCGAUGGGGCAGCAGGGAUCGACAAACCGCGACUUUGGGUACGAGGAGGGGCAGACUCGAAGGGACCCCGCGGUUAUGGGGCAGCAGGGAAAUUCUCCCGGCCCAGCCCCUCACCGUUACACGUUGUCUGGUGAGCCCAAGCGACUGGGCUGA